AUGACGCACAAGGAGCGCUUCGAGAACAUCGGCAUCCAACCGCCGAAAGGCGUGCUGAUGCACGGGCCCCCCGGCACGGGCAAGACCAUGAUGGCGCGCGCGUGCGCCGCUGCGACUUCGGCGACGUUCCUGAAGCUGGCGGCACCGCAACUGGUGCAGAUGUUCAUCGGCCCGGGGGCCGAGUGCGCUCGCUCGCCAGCGGCGACCGCGCGGCGACCGGGCUCAGCGGCUCCGCUGCUGACUCGUCAGUGGGGUCAGGUUUAG
Molecule: messenger RNA, 264 nt
Organism: Durusdinium trenchii
Lineage: Eukaryota; Dinophyceae; Suessiales; Symbiodiniaceae
Source: the annotation of a GenBank genome assembly